Molecule: messenger RNA, 2133 nt
Organism: Fundulus heteroclitus (mummichog)
Lineage: Eukaryota; Metazoa; Chordata; Actinopteri; Cyprinodontiformes; Fundulidae
Gene: fggy
Product: FGGY carbohydrate kinase domain containing
Exons: 16
Coding region: 150-1802 (550 amino acids)
Biological process (GO): carbohydrate metabolic process
Molecular function (GO): kinase activity; phosphotransferase activity, alcohol group as acceptor
Source: RefSeq, a predicted model, not a curated record
CCGCUUUCGCGCGCCGUCUUAUCCAGAGUCCUGAACACACAUCAAAGUUCACGGUAGUGAAACUUGUUGGUUUUCUUCUCUGCUCACAUAUGAGAUUUGGACCCUCUGGGGGUAAUACUUGACUGGAGGAUCCUCAGCUGCCCCUCCUCAUGGCAGAGGUUUUUUAUGUUGGCGUGGACGUGGGCACUGCCAGUGUGAGGGCUGCACUGGUUACCCGGGAUGGACUCCUGAAGGCCACCGCAGAGGAAGCCAUCAGCAUCUGGAAGCCCCAGCCUGAGCACUAUGUCCAGUCCUCCACUGAGAUAUGGCAGAAAUGCUGUACGGUGGUCAAGAGAGUAACCAGUGGAGUGCAGAGCAGCCAGGUGAGGGGCAUUGGUUUUGAUGCGACCUGCUCUCUUGUGGUGUUGGACGAAAGCUUUCAUCCCGUGCCCGUCACUCUGGAGGGCGACCCACAGAAGAAUGUGGUGAUGUGGAUGGACCAUCGGGCUGCAGAGCAGGCAGCUCGGAUAACAAACACCGGACACAGGGUCCUGAGCAGGGUGGGAGGGGUCAUGUCGCAAGAAAUGCAACCCCCUAAGCUUCUCUGGCUAAAAGAGAAUCUAAAGGAAAGUUGUUGGAACAAAGCUGCUCACUUUUUUGAUCUGCCAGACUUUUUGUCCUGGAAAGCUACAGGCUCCAUCACAAGAUCUUUAUGUACUCUAGUUUGCAAAUGGACAUACUGCCCUCCAGAUGGAUGGGAUCCCAGCUUUUGGACUAGCAUUGGACUGGAGGAUCUUCUGGAAAAUAAUUUCUCCAAAAUAGGUAGUGCGACGUGUUCUCCUGGAAGUCCGCUGGCAGAAGGCCUGACUCCAGAGGCCGCAGGAGAUUUGGGUUUGAAUCCAGCUACAGCGGUUGGUGCAUCACUCAUUGAUGCUCAUGCUGGAGGCUUAGGUGUUAUAGGUGCUAAUGUGCAAGGCUUCGACUUACCCUGCGAGGGUCUGCCAAUCACAUCACGCAUGGCCAUGAUCUGCGGGACGUCCACUUGUCACAUGGCGAUCAGCGAGCAGCCUCUCUUUGUGCCAGGCGUGUGGGGACCGUACCCGUCCGCCAUGGUGCCAGGCUUGUGGCUCAACGAGGGAGGACAGAGUGCUACAGGAAGGCUGAUUGAGCACAUUGUGAAGGGCCAUGCUGCCUACACCCAGCUACAAGAACAGGUCAACCAGAGAGUUCCUUUCACUGGCGCGAAUAUCUACACGUAUCUGAACAGCCACUUGGCUCUGAUGGCCAACUCGCAUUCUGCUGUAGACCUGCUGGGAACUAACCUUCACAUGUGGCCGGACUUCCACGGGAACAGAUCGCCACUUGCUGACCCGGCCUUGAAAGGCAUGGUGAUUGGGCUGUCUCUUUCCCAAACCUUGGAUGACUUGGCCCUGCUGUAUUUAGCCACAGUUCAAGCUCUUGCUCUCGGUACGCGGCACAUUCUGGACGCCAUGAGAGAAGCAGGACAUGACAUCAGAACCCUCUUCUUGUGUGGCGGCUUGAGCAAAAACCUUCUGUUUGUACAGAUCCAGGCCAAUGCUACAGGGCUGCCUGUGGUGUUGCCCAAUCAGACCGAGGCUGUUUUAGCGGGAGCGGCAGUCCUGGGCGCCUGUGCAUCCCGGGACUGCAGAACCAUACAGGAGGCCAUGGAGAAAAUGGCUAAAGUGGGGAAGGUUGUUCAGCCUGACCAGGAGCUCCAGAGCUUCUAUGAGAGAAAGUACAAGGUGUUCCUGCAGCUGUUCUCCCACCAGAGGGAGUACCAGGCCCUCAUGAAGCACAAAUGAGACUAGUAAACACAUGUGGAAACUGGAACAUGUGUCUUAACCCAGCAACUCUUCACAAUGUCAAUAAUUUCACACUUUUUUUUUUAUUCCGCUCACAGAAAACCCACUUCCUGAGGCUCAGGCUGAGCAUUCAUUAUAUGGCUUUUGUAUACAGGAUAUAAAACCACAUAGCUGGCAGUAAAAGCUCACAUCCGACAGGCCGUCUGGGUUUUAGAUUCUGCCUAAAUUCAGCAAGGCCAGACAUAUCAGUAUGUCUUUCAAAAGACACACAUGAUGAUUUGGUGGAAACUUGAAAUGAUUUUCUAAUAAAUAUUGACAAGUUAAAAAUGAA